Messenger RNA from Cimex lectularius (bed bug), 3559 nucleotides. It is a transcript of the gene Cul1, whose product is annotated as cullin-1. Gene Ontology annotation, cellular component: SCF ubiquitin ligase complex. Bases 304 to 2622 code for a protein of 772 amino acids. The record is from RefSeq and is a predicted model, not a curated record. Gene Ontology annotation, biological process: protein ubiquitination; SCF-dependent proteasomal ubiquitin-dependent protein catabolic process. The transcript is spliced from 17 exons. Lineage: Eukaryota; Metazoa; Arthropoda; Insecta; Hemiptera; Cimicidae. Gene Ontology annotation, molecular function: ubiquitin protein ligase binding.
UGGUUCGUCCUUUAUCCAAAGGACAACUGGAAAAAAAGUGCAAUCUCUCGUGAAUUCAUUGUUAUUAGUUUUUAAGUAAAUAAUUAAUUAUUGUUAUUUUUUCUAUAUAGAGUCCGUUGUCCCCGGUGGUCGAAAUAGCUUUAAAUAAUGGUUUUAACGAAUUCCCGUUCGGAUAACUGAAAGAAGAACGGCACUAAUAAUUGAAGAUGGGACACUCGGAUCGUUGGCUGUCGGCCCAGUACAAUUUGGAUAUCAUGCGCAUCCUCGUAUAAUUCUUUCCAAGGGGUGUAUGGAUAUUUUAUAAUGUCGGUCAAAAUGGCAACAAGUCGUAGUCAGACUAGCGGGGUGAAACAAACCGAGCUAGACCAGAUCUGGGAUGAUCUACGACAAGGGAUAGAACAGGUGUAUAAUAGGGAGUUCAUGUCCAAACCGAGAUAUAUGGAACUUUAUACACACGUAUAUAAUUAUUGUACAAGUGUACAUCAACAAGUGAGCAGGUCUUCUUCUUCUAAAGGAAAGAAAAACCAAGUGUCUGGUGGAGCACAAUUGGUUGGAUUAGAGUUGUAUAAAUGCCUUCGGGAUUUUUUAAGGAAUUAUUUAGUAACUUUACUAAGGGAUGGUUUGCAUCUAAUGGAUGAAGAUGUGCUUCAGUUUUAUACAAGACAAUGGGAACAGUAUCAGUUUAGUUCAAAAGUUCUGAAUGGAGUUUGCUCUUAUUUAAAUAGGCAUUGGGUGAGAAGAGAGUGUGAAGAAGGUAGAAAAGGAAUUUACGAAAUUUAUCAGUUAGCUUUAGUGACUUGGAGGGAUAAUUUCUUUAAAUUACUCAAUCGACAGGUUACUAAUGCUGUUCUGAAACUAAUUGAAAGGGAAAGAAAUGGAGAAACAAUAAACACAAGGCUUGUGAGUGGUGUAAUUAAUUGUUAUGUUGAAUUAGGCCUAAAUGAGGAAGAUCCUUCGGCAAAAGGACCAAACCUUAGUGUCUACAAAGAAUCAUUUGAAAAUGUAUUUUUAGAAGACACAGAGCGAUUUUAUGCUAAAGAAAGUACUGAAUUCCUCUGUCAAAAUCCUGUGACAGAGUAUAUGAAAAAGGCUGAAUUAAGAUUGGCAGAAGAGCAGAAACGUGUUCAAGUGUAUUUGCACGAGACGACAUCAGAUCGUUUGGCGAAAACGUGCGAGAGGGUGAUAAUCGAAAAGCAAAUGGAGGUGCUCCAUGCAGAAUUCCAACAUCUUCUCGAUGCCGAUAAAAACGAGGAUUUAGGCAGGAUGUAUCAACUUGUUGCGAGGAUACCGGACGCACUUGGAGAGUUACGGUCUUUACUUGAAGCUCACAUAGCCAAUCAAGGCCUAGAUGCCAUCGAGAAGAGUUUAGACACGGCUUCUAGUGAUCCUAAGACUUACGUUUCUACGAUUCUCGGAGUACACAAGAAAUACAACGCUCUUGUAAUAACUGCAUUCAAUAACGAUACUGGCUUUGUGGCUGCAUUGGACAAAGCCUGUGGUAAAUUCAUUAAUAAUAACGCUGUAACCCGGAUGGCAGGAUCUAGUUCUAAGAGCCCUGAACUGCUAGCUAAGUUCUGUGAUAUACUGCUCAAAAAGUCGUCAAAGAAUCCUGAAGAAGCGGAACUCGAGGAUACCCUUAAUCAAGUUAUGGUGGUUUUUAAAUAUAUCGAAGAUAAAGAUGUUUUCCAAAAGUUUUAUUCAAAAAUGUUGGCAAAACGAUUAGUCCAACAUAUGUCUGCCAGUGAUGAUGCAGAAGCUAGCAUGAUAAGUAAAUUAAAACAAGCAUGUGGCUUUGAGUAUACUAGCAAACUUCAGAGAAUGUUUCAGGACAUUGGAGUGUCAAAAGAUCUGAACGAACACUUUAGAGCUCAUCUUUUAAAUUUAAAUGAGCAGCCUGAUAUAGAUUUUAGUAUUCAAGUGCUUUCCUCUGGCUCUUGGCCUUUUCAGUUAAGCCAUAACUUUUCUUUACCCACAGAAUUGGAAAGGAGUGUUUCCAGGUUUACGACUUUCUACAGUAGCCAGCAUUCAGGGAGAAAACUUAACUGGCUUUAUAAUAUGUCGAAAGGUGAAUUAAUAACAAAUUGUUUUAAAAACAGAUAUACAUUGCAAGCUUCCACACUUCAAAUGGCCGUAUUGCUUCAGUACAACACAUCUGAUUCAUGGACAGUGGCUCAGUUGUCAGAAAGCACUCAGAUCAAGACUGAUUUUCUUCACCAAGUCUUACAGAUUCUGUUAAAAGCAAAAUUGUUACAUACUGAUGAAGAGGAAGAUGCCGAAUUGCAACCUGGUUCCGUCCUGUCAUUGUAUACUGGAUAUAAGAACAAAAAACUAAGGGUAAAUAUAAACAUGCCAAUGAAGGCAGAAUUGAAAUUGGAGCAGGAGACAACUCACAAGCAUAUAGAGGAAGAUAGGAAACUACUGAUUCAGGCGGCAAUCGUAAGGAUAAUGAAAAUGCGAAAACAGCUGAAGCACCAACAGUUAGUGGCGGAAGUUUUAAAUCAAUUAUCAACUAGGUUCAAGCCGAGAGUCCACAUUAUAAAGAAAUGCAUCGAUAUACUUAUAGAAAAAGAAUACUUAGAAAGAACGGAGGGUCAGAAAGACACAUACAGUUACUUGGCGUGAUCCAUGCAUGUAUCAACCAUGACUAAAACCCCUCAUGAUUUUUGUACAAAGUUCACUUUUUUUUCCAUUACCAUCAAAGUAUGUUUACAUCAUUAAGCCUUCUGUUUUGUUAAAAUAUUUUAUUGUGUUGAAAUACCUAUUAUUUUGUUAACAAAAAUAUUGUUUUUAUUUUUACAUUAACUUAUAUAACAAAUAAUGAUGUAAAAGAAACUACUUGGACUAAACUAAAAGUUAUGCUUUUACUAAAAGUAAAACAAAUUUAAAAAAAGUAACAAACAACAAUAAAUUUCUUUUUUAAAUGAAUUGUGGUAAUUAAAGUUUUUUCCUUUUUUUCUUCUUGUUUUCUCUUGUCUGUUCUCUUUACAUUCGACACGCAAUAAAUGGUGAAGGGGAUUGAUUUUAUGUAGUUACAUAUUUUUUAUAAUUAUUUUUAAAAGUUGUGUAGCCAGGUGAAUUAAAUUUACUGAAAUAAGAAAAUAUUGUCUUUGUACCUAAUGCGGCAAUUAAAAGUUGAAAAGCUAAACUUUGUUUUAUAAUAACAAAGUUAAAAUAGUAGAAACAAUAUUUGUCACAAACGAUUUGUUUUACUUUUUUAUAUAUAUUUUUUUUCCAUUUUUGACAAAACAGGGCGGCCUAAAUUAUGUAAACAUGUAGUACUUCUUUUAAAAAUAAAAGAAUACAACCUAUUGUAAACAUCUUUUAUGAUUUGAAAUGAAAAAAAAAAAUUACAUGUGAAUUAUGGGAUUAAAUGAACUAUGAAUGGUUUCUUUAGGCGCAGGUUAAAAGAUGCAUUAAACGACGAUAAAGUAGCUCUCACCUUAACAUUUAACACACGUUGCAAAUAAACAUUUAAAAAAAAAAACAAUAAAUAGGGUGAAAAGUUCAGACGAAUUGGGGCAUUUAAAAUUGUAAAUUUUACGUUUUAAUUUAAACAUUU